Molecule: messenger RNA, 1383 nt
Organism: Rhinolophus ferrumequinum (greater horseshoe bat)
Lineage: Eukaryota; Metazoa; Chordata; Mammalia; Chiroptera; Rhinolophidae
Gene: SMIM12
Product: small integral membrane protein 12
Exons: 4
Coding region: 458-736 (92 amino acids)
Source: RefSeq, a predicted model, not a curated record
GUUCCCUUUCCUCCGAGGCGGCUGCCUUGGCCGCCCGUUGCCAUGGUUCCUGGCCUUGACCUCUGCAUCACGGGAGGGGUGAUCGUCAGUGUCUGCUCCAGCCCUGGCCAGGCCUGACGGCUCCCUCUCCUCUCCAGGCUCAGAGGUCGAGUCUCGGCGCCCAGCUGACCCUCUGCGAGUAGGGCUUCUCAGCCUCAGGCACGUGUGUGAGGACUGACGCUGCUCAGAAGGCCAUGAGCGUGGUGGGAUUGGGGCAGGGGACCAGGAGCCAGCGGAGGAAGAAGGAGAAUUUUCAAGUCCUAGUGUGUCCAGAGUAUAUAUGUAAUGGGUUGGUGAUAUUUUUAGGAGCUUAUUAUGCAAAUAUUGUGUCAGGGGCCCACCUGUUGCAUAAAGCAAGGUACCCUCUUGCAUUACUCUGCAUGGGGUGGAUGUAAAUUGUACCAGGCUGCCUGAUGUCAUGUGGCCUGUGUUUUGGACCGUGGUACGUACCUAUGCUCCCUAUGUCACAUUUCCUGUGGCCUUCGUGGUCGGGGCUGUGGGCUACCACCUGGAAUGGUUCAUCCGGGGAAAGGAUCCCCAGCCUGUGGAGGAGGAGAAGAGCAUCUCAGAGCGCCGGGAAGACCGCAAGUUGGAUGAGCUGCUAGGCAAAGACCACACCCAGGUGGUGAGCCUCAAGGACAAGCUGGAAUUUGCCCCUAAAGCUGUCCUGAACAGAAACCGCCCAGAGAAGAACUAAUGGAGGAGACAGGGACAUAUGGGUCCUUCUGUUGGCUGUGACUGGUCUCGCCGCCAUGUUGACCCAGCAUCUAGAACCCACAUUACAUUUGCUUUGUUGCUUAUUCUGGCCCUUCCUGCCACGUACGUACUGGCUGCUCUUCUGUGGCCAGGCAGAUAUACUAGCAGCUGAGGGGCCAGUGAAGAGGAAGGCCUUGGAGGGUUUUGUCCUGCAGGCUGCAUCUGUUGUAUACUGGCCACAACUGCCCAGGCUUCUGCACUUCUGGGUACGCUGUUGGGAGGAGUGUUAUGAAAUGAACGUCGGCUGUCAGUCUCCAUGGGGAGGCAGUUUGGCCUCAAGCGGAACUAGCUGGGAUUGGGGUGUUUUCUUAGCAGGGAUACUACAUGUCUAGUUCCUGUUUGCAUGGGAAGAAUUCAAAAAUCUACCUGUCUCCCUUCACUAGUUUACCCUGUCCUUUGUGCUCACUCUUCCUGAAAUCCUGUCCUAUCAUCUCAGGAAGAGGAUUCCAGGGGGAAGGAGAGCAUUUUUCUGUUCUUGGAAGCCCAGGCUAUUCACCUUGAUGCAGGUGAAUUUGCUCAAAAACAAUCACCAUCUUUUACUCCCUAUCACUGUGUAGUGCAAAACUUCAUUAAAGUGGCAUCUGAGAA